AGACGUGACUCACCAGCAGAGCUAAAGAUGUCCUGCACGUAUGCAACCGUCCUGGCUCUCCUCGCCGUGCUCCUCGCACUCUCUUUGUCUCCAGAGGCCGACUCUGCAGCUGUGCCCAGCAGCACAAGCAACACUACUGAUCCACAAGGUCUCCUCAAGAGGAUUUUCAUGAAGGAGGCCGAUGCCUCAAACUUCUUCAGGAGACGCAGCAGACGGGGAGCGAAGUCCCAGGAUGAGAUUAACGCUGAGCAGAGGCUGGUUUUGGCUGCAGACGAGCGCAGAAGAGAGUUUCACGAGGAGCAGAGGAACGAGUUUGAGAACUACGCUGAGGAGGAGCACGAUGAGCAAGACGAGAGGACCAGAGUGAGCACCGAGCAGUGGAGGGAGUUUCACUACGACGGGAUGCAUCCUCCCCACGAGUACAACCGUCACUCCACCUGAGAUACAGAGAGAAAGAAGAGAUGUGAUGCUGUGGAAACCAAUACUUAAAAGAGAAAGAAAAGUCUUGAACUACACAGUGAUGCUUGUCACCACAGACCCUGACAGCUGCAGAGUGAAAAGAUCAAGCACAGAAUGAAAUGUUUGAACUCCUUUUUAACCCUUGUGUUGCUGAUAUUGGCUUUAUUUCUUCAUGGCCUCCCUCUGACAUCACUGCUUAUUGUAUAAAAGCAAUAAUAAAGAUUCUUCUUCUAAACAUCUAAAAAAAAACUAAUGAGCAUAAAACUAUUGAAGUGGUAACCUAAGCAGAUAUUCUGUGUUUGAUAUCUUAUGGAGGAUGCAUGAACAAGUAGUUAUUCCUUUUUUCAGGGCUUCAACAAUUAUUUUCAUUAUUGAUUAAGUGUUUCUAUUCAUGAUUAAUUGAAAUGUUUUUUGGUCUGUAAAAUGUCAGAAAACUGUGUGAAAUGCUCAGUCCAACAAACAGCCCCGAAGCAAAGGCAGUCAAUUAUUGUUUAGUCGACAAAGACAACCAGCAAAUAGUCACAUCUCAGGAAUUGGAACCAUGAUUUCCACUUGAAAGAAACUCAAGUGAAAAGUCAAAUGAUGUAUUUUUAAGAUGAAUUAAAGCCCAUAUACGUAAUUUUUAUAAAUAAAUGUUUCUGAGAAACCCAAAUAGACCUUUUCAGGAUUAUCAUGCGGAUGUGUUUCUAAGAAUAGUAAUGUUAACAUUAACCACAGAUAUCUUAUUAUAGGCCACAUAUCUAUGAAGUCUUUUACUGCAACAUGUAUAAGAAAUUCUCAUACAAUUAACAUUAAAAUAAACAAACUUAAACAUCAGCCAUAAAGUAUAUACUGAGUUAAAUAGAUAUAGGGCAAUUUCAAAAUUCCUAUACUCACAUAUGUUCAUAUUUACUCACUUGUAAUGACAUAAAAAUAAACAAGUAAAUUAUUUGAAAAUCUAUAUACAGCUCUGCAAAAAAAUAAGAAAAGAUGUACUCCACUGCAUUCCAGAGUCUGUUGACUUUGAAAUUUGCAGGAUAAAUAUUCAUUUAUUUUAACAAAUUAUCUUGCAGUGGUCUCAAUUUUUUUCCAGGUCUGUAUAUAUAUAU
Paralichthys olivaceus (Japanese flounder) is the source of this 1547-nucleotide messenger RNA. It is a transcript of the gene ucmab, whose product is annotated as upper zone of growth plate and cartilage matrix associated b. Gene Ontology annotation, biological process: regulation of osteoblast differentiation; embryonic skeletal system development. The record is from RefSeq and is a predicted model, not a curated record. NCBI's taxonomy places the organism in Eukaryota, Metazoa, Chordata, Actinopteri, Pleuronectiformes, Paralichthyidae. Gene Ontology annotation, cellular component: extracellular matrix.